This is a messenger RNA of Pseudogymnoascus verrucosus, 4587 nucleotides long. RefSeq lists its product as uncharacterized. The transcript has a single exon. Lineage: Eukaryota; Fungi; Ascomycota; Leotiomycetes; Thelebolales; Thelebolaceae. Bases 1 to 4587 code for a protein of 1528 amino acids. The record is from RefSeq and is a predicted model, not a curated record.
AUGUCUUCGAAGGACAACACCACCUCGACCCUCCCCAGCCAUCGUCGCGCCAAGUCGCACGAUGUGCGCUCCACCACGGCCGUCGAAGGCCCUCGUCCAAGCCUCCCGGGAUCCAUCCCCUUCUACCCUCGCGUGUUCGGACUCGGCCUUGGUUUCGAGUCGCCCACUGAGCCCGGCGAUCUAGCCGCAGCUCAAGCCGCACCCGUUUCCUCGGCUGGAGAACAGCCCAUCCUGGGCACCGACACCGAGGGUAGCGCUGGUGAGGGCGCUGUAUCAGCGUCGCCCGCUGGUUGGUCGCAGGUGUUAAACCCUCUUCCAACCAUGGCGACCGGCGCACCUUUGCCCCCUAUUAUAAAGGGGGUCACCAGCUCGGAUCCCGCGGACUUGGAAGCCGCCGCCGCCGCCGCCCCGCCCCAGCCACCACUUUCCAAGGUGGCUACUCAGGGCCCAGGAGGCAGCAGCAGCGCGGCUGUCCGCUCUCACGAAGCGGUUGCGUCCUCGUCGUCCGCCUUCUCCAGAGGCGGCUCGACCCGCACCGCCGUCCGCGAAGACCAGGACCGAGUGCGCCCCCCGACGCGCCCCCAUCCACCACAACUGCUCCCCGGCUUCGUGAGCCCUCGCAGCCGUCGCGACGCCCGCAUCCAGACUGGCGCCCAAGCCGGCCCCAGCAGCAAUGCUGGACGCCGCCCAGUCACACCUGUGCACCAGGUGAUCCCCACCUACGAUCAGCGUAGGGAGGCGGAGGAUGCGUGGCUCCGGCGCGAGGAGCUUCACCGCCGCGAGUGGGAGAGGCAGCAGGAAAGACAGCUGUCGGAGUUCAACGGCAGCGCCUGGCACUACCCCGUCGGUGCUGUCGUCCGUCGGCAGCCAUUCGUGGUUGCCGGACCCCGAGCUCCGAUAGCCCCUGCCGCCGCCGCUGCCGCCGGUCCAGCUUUCCUUGGCCGACCGCGCGGCAACUCCCAGGCUUCGGCCAUUGAGCAGGCCUCUGCUUUUGGGAAUGUCGUGCCUGGCCCCUCGCACCGCGCCCGAUUCGUCAGCGUCCCAGCUGGCGGGUACGGCGCCGUUGACGAUCGCCAGACACGCAUUCGCAGUCCGAGAACCGCCGCCGUUGCCUCGUACGCCGAUUCUCCCGGUCAUGGACCGUACCUUGGGGGUUCCCGCUUGGAAGGCCAGGGUGCUUAUACGGAGCACCCGAGCCCCAGCACCCCUGAGGGCAUGACGCGGGAGAUGUACGAGAUGAUGUGUGCGUUCAGUGAGGACGUGCGCCAAGAGCAAGAGGACGUGGAUGAGGAGGUGGAGGAUGAGGGAGAGGCUGCCGCCGCCGCCGCUGCCGCCGAAGCCGCGAGCUUCAGAAUGCCAAUGCCGGGCAUCAACCAGCACGGCCAUCUCGAGCUGCUCCGCGGUCUAACCCGGGCAGAGUUCGAGGCCGAGCAAAGCCAACUCAUGGCUGAUGCCCUGGCGUUUUCUGAGCUCGUCGGCGCGGAAGAGGAGGAGGAGAAGGAGGUCGCUGCCGCCGCCGCGCAAGAGGCCGAGGAUCGUCGUCGUGAUGCCAACAGGCACCGACACCCUCGUGUCUCGUCGCCGGGCGCCGCCUCCGCGUCCUCGUACUACGGUACUGGGACCCUCGAUGCCGAGACGUGGCAGGCAGCCGAGGAUGAACUGUGGGACGUGCUGAAUCGGCGCAGAGUCCCUAGCUACGACGAGAAGGGCGCGCUUGUGUUCCCGACUAGCCCGUCAGCGGCUGAGAUCGCACGGGAGCGCGCCGCUAUCUUCAAGCGUGCUAGGAGACGCGCCGAGGAGGCGGUAGGAGGAGCGUCGCAGGGUGCUGGAUGGGGCGGUGAGGGUCCACUUGACAGGAACCCCCCGCAGAUCCCGUUCGGUAUCCCUGAGGAUAUAUAUGAUCAGGCCUGCGCCUUCAACGAGCAGGUGCGUCAGGAGGAGGCGGAUCGCGAGCGUGCGGAGGGCCAGGCUGGUCCUUCGCACACAAGCCCGCUGCCCGCCCCUCUCGCCUGCCCACCAGGCCUGAUCGAGUGGGGUGUGACGGAGGAGGGCCUGAUUUCGGCGUGGAGGAACCACGUGGCUCAGCAGCCAGCUGGGCCACACGGUCCCCCAGCAGCUGGAUCAGGUGUUGAGCAGCACGGUGCUCAACCCCCUCCCGUCCACCACCACGAUCCGUUCGACGAGCGCGAUGUGGCGGCGAUUUCUCGGAGCACAGCAGCAGCAGCGCGAUCCGGGAUUCUUCUGGGUCGCAGCAGCGCGCGGCGCAGCUCGGCGAGGAACGCCACGCGCGGCUCCUAUUAUCCCGCGGAGAUCUCGACGGGGAGUCCUCGCCCAAGAGGACGCGGUGUUGUCGUAGGUGAGUACGUUGCUCCUCCCGAGCAGGCAACCCCCCUUCCGGCCCGUAGGAGGGCCAUGCGGACACCGUCGCCGUCGGUGUACAGUAGGACCUCCGGCUUUGGCACUGUCCAGGCCGCGGUCCAGCGACCUGUCAUCAGCGGGGUGUCCAGUCCUGAUCGUGGCGAUGUCUUCGGGUCGCCUUCCAUUGAGUUGGCGCCUGUCUUCGCGGGCAUCCAGAGGAGGAACCUAGCUUCGUUUAACGAGCAGGUGAACUCUGGCUCUGACCCCGUUGACGAAGACACGUCGCGAGAGGGACAGGAGAAGGAGGGGGUUAAGGGUAAAAUGGUGAUCCGAAACGGAUCCGCUGCGCGUGCGUCCUCGUCGUCUCUGAGCGAUGGGGGGGGCCAUGCAUCCAGAUGGGUGUAUGAGAGCCCCUCCAUCGGCAAGAUGGACUUCGGUCCCCCCAGAGACAAGGGCAAGCGCGCCGCGACCGCUUCGGAGGUGGCCGCGCAGGUCGUCGAAGAGGAGAUGCUGCUUCUUGGCACUUCUGCUUCGCCUGCUGCAACCGAGAUGGAGAGGGAUGAGGGAGAGGGUGAGGGUGUUAUCAGACCCCCCAGCCCAGCCGUCUCGCAAUCAGAGACCCUGCUGGACGAUAGCGGGUCACGAGACGAGCUCCCCCCUCCUCCCCCCUCUCCAACUCCACCACCACCACCAUCCUCAGCCGCAGCGCCGAUUUUGGUCCCGCUCCUCGCCGGCGCACACCGAACCCUCGAUCUCGACGAGGACUUCGAGUACGACGCCGGCAUCGAGGCAGCGCCCAAGUCGACGCGUAGGGCGAAGGUCACGGGCGGACUGCGCGGAUUCGCCAGGGGCAUCAAGGACGCGCUCUCGUCUUCCUCGCGGAAGGCAGCUGCGCGUCCACCCCCCCAGCAAGCCGCCGCAGUCGCGACCCCAAGGCCGGAGAUCGUAGAUGGAGAAGCGAACCAAAGCACCGCGACAGGUCUGAGCGUCGGUGGGCGACCGGGAGUGUUCGCGUCCCUCACAGGACGCUUCACUCCCCGUCCUGGCAGUUCAGCCAGCGCCCACCGAGCGCCUCUCGCAAAAGUCAGCGGAACUGGCUCCCUGGGGUCACGACGCUGGCCGGCGCGCAGAUCGUCGCUGGCGCGCGCAUUCUCGAUCCCGAAUCUUCGGUCACCUUCCCUCACGGCUGGGACCCUUAAUAAGCCGCUUCCGCAGACGCCGUUGUUCGUCGUGAGAGAGACGGCCUCGGGCGAUGAGGCGUCGUCUACUCCGGACAUCGGGGAGUCUGUGGAGUCCGUUGGGUUUCUUCGUCCUGUCACCGCCGCUGUGGAGGGACAGUCUCUAAGACGGGGCCGCUAUGUUUCGUUCGCGGAUCAGCACCCCAGCACAACCGCCAGAUGGCUUCGGUCAUCUGGUAGUGCUCACGAGAUUGUCCCCCGCGGCGAGGAGCAAAAAGAGGAGCCCACUCCCGUCCGCGCCCAGCAGCAACAGCGCAUCGACGAUCUCUCAGCCGCCCUCGAGGAUGCCGAGAGUUCGCGCCUAGCAGCUGAGGCGCGCGCAUCAGCCGCAGAAGCGGAGCUCACUCGCGCCCACGCCGAGCUGGACGUCUACGUUGCGGAAGCGACGGUGGCCCAGCGCGCGCUCACGGCGGCACGAGUCGAGUUCCAGCUGCAGCUCGACCUUGCGAGGCGGGAGACCGAGCGGCACGCUGCGGAGACCGAGCGUCAGCAUGAACGCCACUUGGACUACCUUCGCGUUCUGGCGGAGGCCCAUGGGGCGGAGCGACAGGGUCUGGAAGCUCAAAUCGCCAUGCUGUAUUCUGCAGUUGGCGGUCUCCAGACUCAGUUGCUGUAUGCUGGCGUCGGCGUCCCGCAGCAGCAACAGGGAGGAGCGCGAGGUGCUCGCCAGUCGUUGCAAUUCCCGGCUGCCCCAGCGGCGGCCCAGCAGGAGGAGGGGACUGCUGCAAAUGAACCCCUCCCACCACCACAACAACCACCCAGCCCCGAGUUCGUAUACCUCGGACCCCGUCACCGCUUCGGCAGCCGCCUGCCCGAACCGGGACUCUUCCAGAUCCUCUCCCACCCCAUCCCGCUCCCGCCCCAACAACCCCCCUUCGCGCCCUCGGAGUCGGUGCGUCUCGCGAAUCGUGCGGGGCGCCUGGCUGCUGAGGCGGGGGGGGCCGAGUAUAGACAGCGCAUGAGGCGGAGACAGGUGCCUGACUCGGAUUGA